CAGAAAGACGUUUUCGGCCUCGAUGCAUCUUCGUUCCCUCUCACAGUCGCCUAGAGACUGGUUUUGACGAUGACUGUCACAUUUGCUGAUCUUGCUGCGCCGUGAUGGUGAUGCUGCCAUCUGUCCUCUUUUUGGCCGUCUUAUCGUCGGUGGCGGCGGCGUCGCCCCUGCAGCGGAUCCUCCAGGCCGCCAAUGAGACGGAUCCAUCCCCUGAUCUCCCUCCAGGCUGGCGUGACCCAAAGAGGCUGAAGCUCCUCCAGCUCUCUCUCGUCUUCCGCCCGGCCGAUGUGGUGACCGAUGCAGUCGAGCAAGGCGACAACAUCCUCCCCUACACCGAGAUGGAAGAGCUCGUGAGCUGCGAUUCGUGCCAAGAGGAUGCGGCCGCAUUGUUUGAGUGGUCUCACGAGGCCGGGUUGGCGCCCAACGAGACAAGAUCCAUCUUCGAGGACAAUCUUUGCGUCGUCCCCUUCAUCACCUGCGUGCGGCUGAGCGAGGCGCUGGCGGACGGCGGCCCGCGAGAGGGCUACCUUAUCGUUCUGACGGGGUUUCCCGGCGACAGAGAGAUAUCGGAUGUGCCGGGGAUCUUGCAGCAGCGACGGGGGAGGCCUCUCGUCUUUUCGGAUGCUUUCUAUCGGCUGCGGCACGUGAUGUGCCUCUGGUCCUACCAGGUGCCCAUGCAGGGGACGCUGUCCGAUGAGCUUUCCAAAGUGACCUCUUUACGCGCCCUCUUCCUGUUGGGAGCGGUGAGCUGCAUAUCAUACGCACAUCCGCUCACUCAUCCACCCACAUGUUUGUGUCUGUGCUGUCUGUCAUGCCAGGGCCCCUUGGCAGGGCCGCUUCCCAGCACCAUCGGCGAGCUGCCUUAUCUCAAGGGCCUGUACAUUCAGCAGGAGAUGGUUGCCAUCAACGGCCCCAUCCCACCCUCCAUCACCAGUCUACCGCGCCUCGAGGCCCUCACACUAACAUCGACGAGCUUCUCAGGGUCCAUCCCUGAAGACAUCGGCAAUCUCAGGAGGCUGCGCGCCCUGGAGAUAUGGGACAACAAGAAGAUGAACGGAACCUUCCCCGCCAGUGUGACGUCUUGCCGCAACCUCACCCGACUGAAGCUCGAUGGCACCGGCCUCUCGGGCCGUCUGCCCGGCGACCUGGGCACCCUCUCCCGCUUGGACGAGCUGACGCUGGCGAAUAACGGGCUGAGUGGGGAGCUGCCCCGGUCGCUGGUGCAGCUGAGGCGGCUGCGGGUGCUGCUUCUGACCAACAAUGGGUUCAAUGGGUCGCUGCCGGACGGGCUGGGGACCAAGAUGGACAGCCUGCGACAGCUGGAUGUGUCGUUCAACGAGGUAGGCAGAGCACAACCAGCAUGAGCGCGCAGAUGCGUAUUUGAGAAUGCCUCUGUAUGUCAACAACUGCCUGUUUCUCUCUCUGUCACCAGUUUUCCGGUCCAGUGCCGGCUUCCUUGGGCAAUGCGGCCAACCUGACGUUUCUGAGUCUGGAGAGGCAGGAGCCGGGCUUCAGCGGCCCGAUGCCACCGGAGCUGGGGCAGCUCAGCAAGCUGCAGCAACUCUCAAUCGCUUACAACAAGGUACACACACACACACACACACACACGUAUGACGCACUCUCCCUGUCCACAAUUGUUGUUUGUGUGUGCAGCUUUCCGGUACGCUGCCGGACACGUUGAGUGGCUGGAGAUCGGUCGAGUAUCUCGACUUGCGCAACAACAACUUCUCCGGCACUCUGGAGCCGCUGAGCAACCUCACGUCGCUCGAGGCGCUGAGGGUGUCCAACAACUCGGUGAGCAAGAAAGGCACACAAAGGGGAAGGGCAUUUGGCAAAUGCUUGUGUCUGUGCUGUUGGUGGCUGCGUGUCAGUUUGGUGGCCAUCUGCCCUUCGGCUUUGAGAGCUUUGAGAACCUCACCAGAUUCGAUGGAUCCAACAACAGGUGCGUGCGGAGCGCACAACACGCGCCGACAUACUGUGGAUGGAUGGAUGGAUGGAUGGAUGGAUGGGGUGUCAGGCUGGUGGGUUUGGUGGGCCGUGAUCACAGUGGUCCGGCCUACGAGAGCAUCCGUCGGCUGGACGUCCACUCCAACCUUUUCGAGUUAUCGCCCGACCUGUCCGUCUUCCCCAACCUCGAGUACGCCGAUCUCCACAGCAACCUUAUAACGGGAUUCUCGGGCAAUGGAUCCAUCCCACGAUCGUAAGCCACCAGGCCAAUGAACAGACAGACAGACAUGAGGGAUGGAUGGAUGGAUGGUGUUUGUGUGUCUUGAUAAACAGGUUGCGUUACCUGGACUUGCGCGACAACCGGCUGACGGCGCUGCCGGAGGGCUUUCGGUCGAUGCCCAGCCUGGAGACGCUCUACGUCGCCAACAAUCGCAUCAACCGGACAGGCUGGCCCAUUUGGGGCCGCACCCCCGAUGGAUUCUGCCAAUUGGGGCAACUCAGUGAGCUCCUGACACACACACAUACACACGCGCGCACGCGCACACAUACACACACAGACACACACAGAGAGAGAGAGAGAGGCAGAGGCGGGCAGGUCGUGAUGCAUGGUCAUGUGUGUGAUUCUAACAGACUCGAACGUGAUGCGGCAGCUGCUGGAUCCGCGUGUCGCCCCGCCCGACUGGGGCAGCUUGACCGACCUGGACGUCUCGAACAACCCCAUCAAUGUCGACGUCACCGACUUCCUAAUGCCGCUCAAGUGGCAGAGAAAGUAUGUUGCUUGCACGCAAUCUUCCCUGGCAUGUGGCCGUUCCCUCCAAAUGAAAUCGACCUUCUGCCUCUAUGUGUUCUUGUCAGCUUGAUGGUGCUCACUGCGGCGAAUUGCAGCCUCUACGGCGCGAUGCGUUGCGAGGCCUUCGUCGCGUUGAACCCCCAGGAAGUGCAGCGCUUCGAUAUCGGCACGCUUGACCAGGAGACAUCGGUAACACCCCCGCCCCCCUCCUCCCACUCCUGCCCAACACACGCAGAUGUCACGGCAAGGCGCUCUCCUGUCUGUGUGGGUUUGUUCCUUCAUGCAGUUGUCGAACAAGAUGCUGCAAACACACUGGGCUUUCCCCACCUUGACGUCAGUGCACAUGAGGGACAACAGCAUCACGGCCAUCGACACGGGGGGCGUGAGGCUGGAAAAGCUCUACCACGCCGAUUUCCACAAUAACUCCCUCGUGACGAUUGCUAGCGGCCACGGCAGUUGGGAAGUGUUCCAUGUCGAGUACGCCCGCUUCACCGAGAACCCCGACCUGAGGUUUGACGCGGUCACCGACAUGGAUAUCGAGGUCAGUUAGUGAGUGAUCCACACGCCAUUUCCCUUCCUCUCCCCGCACUGCAUUCAUACCGUCCCUCUGUGUGCUCUACCUCUGCCUGCGUGUGGUACCUCUAACUAACAGAAAUGUCAGGAUUUGCGAAAGAACUUCAGCCGGAUGAGCACUGCGAAGCCCCUGGUGCCCGAUCCACAAGGUAUGUACGCCCUGCCCUCCUGAGUGCACUUCACUCACUGCGUUGGCAUAGACGAGACACGGUCUGUGUGACGGGACGGGUGUGUGCAGGCUACCUGGUGCGUGACAUCGAAGGCGAGGAGGACGAGUACGAAUGCACCGAGUUCUGCUCCAUUUUCCACCAGAUUGAGGUCAGUCCGCCAGCCCCCGACACAGAUCCUUCAAUUGGUGUGGCUUGUUGUGUCUGUCUGACGCACGCGGACAACACAGGUCGACGACACCUUCAACUCUGAGAAGCUCUGUCGGUGUGUGGGCGGCUACGAGGGCGUCGGCACCAACUGCACCAAGUGCCGAGCCAACACCUUCUCCAACAGACAAAUCGGCACCAAGACAUGCCAGGACUGUCCCACGGGCAGAGGUAGGUAAAAGCAGCCGGGACUCACAUACAUACCCACGAGCAAGCCAAGCUCACGUACCUGUCCUGUUUGUCGGCCUGCCUGCGUCCAGUGACGUCGAAGGAGGGAGCCGUGAUCUGCGAGUGCGACAAGGGGUACAAGGCAGUGGGCGAAAGCGAAUGCGCGCUGUGCGAGAAGGGUAAGAAGGUACACGCAGACAUACAGAGCACUAUGCGCCUGUGUGAUUGCAGGUUCCUACAAGGAAGACACUGGUUCGACGCCGUGCACCCCCUGCCGCAACGAGAAGUUCUCCUCCCUGCCCGGUUCGCAAUCGGAGAAAGACUGCUUCUGCAACGCAGGAUACAUCAAGUACGUCUGUCACGUCACAGCCCCCUCCCCUGCCCUCCCCCAUCUAGCCAGGCAAGGCACACCUCUCCCUCUCUCCCUGUGUGUGCAGGAACCCCAAUGACACUCAAUGCAUGGAGUGUCAAAGGGGUCUCAACUGCUCGGAACCCAUCCUGUUCCACCCCCGGGUGGAAGAAGGCUUCUACCAGCUCGAGGUCAACCUCACCAUCCUCCCUAAACACGCCCAUUCAGAUGGGCCUGAGGAGCUGCACACUGACGGUCAGAAGGGGGGUCGCAGGCGGCUGCUGGAGUGGACGUGGAACUCCAGCCAUUACAUUCCGAUACCGAAGCUCACGGACCUGGGGCUUCCCCUUCUAGUCGACAACAACACACACAAACGGAGAAUGACCUCGUAAGCAAUCUGACAAGUGGUGUGAAGGAGCAGCCAUCCACACACAGUGUGUGCUGUUUUUGUGUUGGCGCGUUUGUGUGUGCAGGUACGACGCGAAAGUGACGGCGCUGCCUGUGGUCGUGGAGUGCCCUGCCCGCGACGCAUGCCUCGGAACCGAAAGAGAGACAGGCCUCAACAAGUGCAAGGUGCGUGUGAGAUCUGCCUGUCUUUGUGUGGGUGUGUGCUGAUCGAAUUGGCCCACCCCUCCCUCUGUCCGCAUUAUGUCUGGUCUGUGUGUUGCUUGCAGACGGGCGAGGGCGGGUUCCUGUGCGGCUUCUGCCUGCAGGGCUACACGCGCACGAACCCCUUCACCGUGUGUGCCAAGUGCAACACGUAUGCGCAGGACAUGGCGACGGGAAUCGUGUCGCUCUUCGUGGCGCUCAUCUUCAUCUUCUUCCUGACAUUCCUCUCGCAACGAGCCGCCGCGCUGCCGAGAGCCAACAUCCACUCGAUGCUCAUCAAGAUGGGACUCAACCACUUCACCGCGGUCAGUCAGAGAGAAAGAGAGAGAGAGAGAGAGGGGAGAGGGAGAGAGACCUCCCGUCUCACACACAACAUCAACGCACACACGUACGUCAUCCCGCCACAUACGCAUCCCUGUCUGUGCCUCCCUCCCUGUCUAUGCCUCCCCCCUCCCUCUUUGUCCAUUUCUUUCUUCAGCUGAGUGGUCUGGCCUACUUCAGUGCCUACAAGACCCGGUGGCCCUCCUGGGCAAAGGACACGCUGGAUAGCGUGUUCUCGUGGGACGGGGGCAUGCCGGUUUCCUACGGCAGCUCGGAGUGCAUCAUGCGGGACCGCCUGGGCGACGACGCCGUCCUCUGGAAACACGGCCUCUGGAUCAUCCUGCCCGCCAUGUGGCUCCUCGCCGUCACUCUGCUUGGUGGGGAGUGGCAUGUGGGUGGUGCUGGGGGCGGCGCGCAUGGUUGUGUGUGGUGUGGUGUGGUGUGUGUUAGGUGGCAUUGCGGUGUUGGUGCGGUAUUACCUGUUGGGCCACGAGAGUCGGUACAGCCUUGGGGAUUUGAUCAUGUUCCUGCUGCGGCCGUGGAUGUGGACGAGGGCCUUCGACUCCGACUACCCCACACACCACACAAGACCCACAACGCCCCACACACGCAGGUGUGUAUCUAUCGUAGCCAAACCACCAUACACUCGUGACGCCCAAAGACAAACCAUAUCUCAUUAACCAUGUCAUCUCCUUUCCUUUGCUCCUUUGUCUGUAACACGGUUGUUCCUUCUUUGACCCAUUCAGCACGACGCCCACCCGAUCCAAGACCCCAUCUAAGCGCCCCUCCAUCCACAGGAGCAAGCUCGAACAAGAGCAACAGCAACAGCAACAGCAGCAGCAACAGCAGGCCGAGCAGCAGCACCGGCGCGAGUCGCUCGCAUCUACCGCCGUCCCGCCCCUCUCCGAAAGCGAGACGCUCAACGCCCUGACCGAUAUACACGCCCAGGACCAGGCCCUGCGGAGCCGCAACACGGCUGACUUGGCGACAGUUGAGGAGGGCCGUGCGAUGGGAGAGAAGGAUGACGGUGGGAGCGGGAAGGUUGAGGUGGCGGUCGUGAAGUCGCGGGAUGAGAGAGAGGUUCAGAAGCCUCCGGAGUCCGUCAAAGUGCUGGGCAUCUUCCAGGUGGGGUGGGCUGGAUGGUGUGGGGCUGGAUCGGGGGCGUCUGAAUGGGUGGAGAGGUCAUGGUCAUGUCAUGGGCGUGUGCAGAUAAGCUGGAAUGUGGGUACGCCCUGGUGGCACUCGAUCUCCACUUUCCUCGGCCAGUGCGCGCCCCUGUGGAUCGUCACGCUCACAUUCGCACACCCCAGUAAGCAAUGCCAUCCAGUCACAGCAGAGCAGGCCUGACGGCUCCAUGAUUGAGUGGGUGUCCUCCUUGCCUGCCUGUCUAUCUGCCCGCCUCUCAGCUGUGACCAGGAACAUGCUCGAGUUGCUACGGUAAGCGAGCUGAGCUGAGCUGAGCUGAGCUGACGAAAACUUCUUCUCAGGUGUACUUGGAGGCAUCUGCCUGUCCGUCUCUCUGUGUGUCUGUUGUCUCUUCUUGCAGAUGUCAGGAGUAUCCCUGGCUGCAGCCCGAGUACACGACCAACACGAGAUACGUCGACAUGAAGGAUGAGGCCCACAUCCAGCGCAGGCUGGUCAUCAACCCAAACAUCAUCUGCUUGUGAGCCACUGCCCCCCUCCUCCCUCCCUCCUUCGCCCCUCCCCUAUUUGAUUUGACGCCUUCCUGCCUGCCUGCCCGUCUGUCUGUCUGUCUGUCUCUCUGUCUGUCUGUAAGCGAUGACGCUCAUGAGUCCUUCUGGAUCAUUGCUGUCGUGGGGUUUUGUCUGUGGUCGAUCCUGCCGGUGUUUGUGCUGCUGACGGUGCUGUGCCUGCAGCGGUCCAACCUGCACCUUCCCGAGACCAGGGCUCGAUUCGGCUUCCUGUACAACGUAGGCAGCCAACACACGCACUGAGCGACGGGAGGCAUGGCGUCAUCCCGCCCCUGUGGUGUGUGGGUCGCUCCUGUGUGCAGGGAUACCGCCGCAACUUCUUUUUCUGGGACUCUGUCUUUGCGCUGCGUCGUGUGUUAGUGCUGAUGAUAGCGCAGCUGGCGGUGGGCGCCGCGCCGUUCCAGCUCGUGGCCUGGGCUGUGGUCGCCAUCGGGUCCCUCACCCUACAGCUCAUCGUACACCCCUUCGACCAUCGCAACUUUGAUAUCCUCAAUCGCAUGGAAGUCCAGGGGUCAGUCAGCACACCCACACACGGACAGGCAACACCUGCCUCAUAGAGAUCAUUCUCUCUCUGUGUUGGUGUUGGUGUCAGUUUGGCGAUAUGGACGGGCUCGAUCCUGCUCAUGCAGGUGGUGAUUAUCAUCAACUGGAACAGCACGAUCAACGCCGUGAUUGUCAUCAUCGUGGCGGCCCUCAACAUCGCCCACUACAUCAACCUGGGCCUGCUCAUCUCGCGACACUCGCUCGCACAUGCCGCAUACCAGUACACCAACGCCACCGCGGGCAAGCAGCGCGCUGCUGCUGGUACGAAGAUGCAGUCAGUGUCUUCUUCAUUCACUUCACAUAGAAAGAAGAAAGACCCAACAGCAGGCAGCCAUUGAUAUGGUUCAAUGCUUGUGCAGGUCUGGGCAUGAUCAGCCCGCUGUUCGAGUACUUCAUCCGUCAGGAGGAGAAGCGCCGCGAGGCCAUGCCCAAGGUCUUCCUGGACUGGGCCACCGGCUACCUCGACCUGAGGCAGGGCCGCAGACGGUCCUCAUCCGGCACUGGCACAUCAUCAGCCGCAUCAGGGGUCGGCAGCGGGGGCGGUGGCCCGCCCAGCCCCACCCACAAAGACGACGUCACACCGAGGGCUAACACUCACUCCAACGGGAAGAUGCCGACAGGGGAGCUGGGGGGCGAGACCACCCGGCUGACGCAGACCGAGUCGAUGGCCACCGCCCGCCCGUGGACGCCCUCGGCCGCGCUGGCCAUGUGGCGACGAAACAGCGAGAAGAGCGCCAUGACCAAGCUCGCGUGGUGGUCAGUGCACUGCCGUGCCUUCGCACACACAGAGAGAGGUAAGGAUGGCCCGACGGUACUGUGUGUGUCAGGUGCCCCCAUGGCUUUGGGUUCAGAGGUGGGCUGACGUCGACGACUCUGGGGGGCGAGGAGGGGGCGCAGGACGGCCGGCAGCGGACGAUGCCCAAGCUGCAUGGCGGGGGCAGCGCCGCUGACGUGCGGGUGGGGGUGACGGUCGUCCGCAUGACCGCACACGCCAUGCAGGAUGCCAUCGAACUUCUGCAGAUACACAAGAUUCCACCUGGUGCGUGAGACUUUUGUGUGUGUGUGUGUGCAUUGUGUUGUCUUGCGGAUUCAACUUGUGUGUGUUGGUGUUGGUUCGUCUGGACAGAUUUGUCCGAGUUUUUCUGGAGUCAGGCGUUUCUAUUCCACGCUCUGCGAAUGAAGAUCGUCCAGGACAGGGAAGACCCCAAGAGUGAGGGCUGGCACACACACAGCUGGACACCCGUCAGGCACUAAAUGAAUGGCUGCCACAUCUUGUGUGUGUUGCCUCUCAUCUCAUCAGAGGAGCAGGUGAUCGUCAUGCCCCACCCUCUAGACGAGAACACACAGGCAAGCAGACAGACAGACAGACAGACAGAUAAUGCGGGGGGCUCAGCCUUUCAAGGCAUUCACAUCCAUGUCUCCCUCUCUCUCUGCUUUUGUCGCAUGACAUGGUCUGUCUCUCAGGGUCUGCGUCAGAUGAGCAGUGAGGACCUCUCCCACGCCAUCAAGGAAGUCGGCGGCACCGACCUCAAGCACGCCUCCCUCCUGCUCCAGGCCAAGAGCAACAAGAUGAACAAAUCAGAGGGACACCUCAGCCCAUCCAUCGCCCGCUCAAACCGACGCCGCGGCUCCUCACCCGCCACGCUUCUCAGCUCCCAACUUAACAAGGCCAGGACCAAUGUCGACUCGGGCGGCGUCAAGGGCGACAACACAUCUUCAGAGGGCAGCCGCUCGCCCCACUCGCCAAUACGGUCGCGCGACAGAAGGCACACGCUCGGUGGCGUCGACUCCAGCCAGAUGCGGUCGAUAUUUACCGAGACCGAGACCAUGUUCGACAUCCCGGCCGCCGUCACCGAGUCCAUCUCCAGCCUGCCCGAGUCGACGACGGCCGAGGGUAUGAGGGCGCCGCAUGGUACGCCCCACGCUGUGAGCCACGCAGUGAGCAUCGUGGACAGUCGCCGGAGUGAUAGCCAUGGGAGCCACCUGGGCCACGACGUAGAUACUGAGGGCGGGGGAAAGGAAGAGGCAGCGGGGGUGUCGAAGAGCCCGAGCGUUCCACCUGCACGGUCAGCCAGCGAGCCACUGGCAGGCAGGCAGGCGGGCAGACGGACAGGCAUUCGAUAUCUCUGGUGACUCUCUCUCUCUCUCUGUGUCUGUUGUCUGUCUGCAGCCAUGGGUCCAUCUAUGGCGUCCCUCUAGACGAUUUCCAGGCAAGCGCCAAAAACAGGCCAGGCCAUCACGCAAAAGGAUGCGUUGCAUGAUGUCUUCCCCUUUUCUUCUGCGUGUAUGUGCAGUUGAACCUGUCGUAUGUGGUAGACGAGCUGGUGACCCGCCAGCACCAGUACGAGAAGACCCUGCGUGCCCGUCGUCGGCACGGCGAGGUGGUGGUCGAGGACAAGGAUAAGCCGGGCGGAUGGAUGGGCCUCUACCUCGCCUUCAGACAGGCCAAACAGAAACUCAUUCAGGCCGGCACACAGCCGGUGAGGGAGAGAGAGGAACGAACAGGCAUAUCAUGGCCAUGAACACAUUAUUGGUUGGCUGCUUCAGGAGGAUGUGCCGGCAGCGUUGGCGAGCUACGCGUCUCAGAAGGACUUCGCCCCCCCGAACAUCGUCAACAUUGCCAUGCAGCAGUCGCCUCUCUCCCAGUCCUCACCUGCCGCAGCAGCGGCUGGCACUUUGGUCGGCACCAGCUACCCCGCCAGCGUCGCAUCCAACGGCGCCAACGUCAUCGAGCGCCCUCCGUUGGAUGCGCGUUCCGUCUCGAUGCCUCGACACCCCUUCUCCACGGUGCGGCUGCAGCCGACGUCCAUGUCGUCCGACAACGUGGGCACCUACUACGGCACCUACCCCAACGAGAUCAGAGGCAGCCUCUCGGGCUCCAGCAGCGGCAUCUACGUCCCCAGCCUAUUCCACGCCGGCUCGUCCAGUGGCUUCACCGAGUUUGCAGAGGCCGUCUACCGUGACGUCGGGCGCUCGGCCGCCAUGCGCACAGCGGGCCAGGCGCAGUCCGUCGGGCAGCACCCCAAACGGGGCGGGAGCGAGGAGCGUGUUGACGUGCUGCAGCAGAGAGAGAAGGGGAGGGGGCGUGGCAAGGUCAUGACACGCGGCGCGAGUGAGCCGGUGCACCAGGCUACUGGUGAGUACACCGACCAGGAUGUGGCCGACGAGGACAUGAUCAAGUGGUCAGAGCUGGAAAGCGCGACAAAGGAAACUGAGGAGCCCGACAGCGGCCCCGCCAGCAAUGGCCACGUGCCACUGCCAUCCGAGAGACACCCCACCGUAAGCAGGGAAGAGCAUGCACAGCAGAGGAGUACAAUGACUGAUUGCAUGGUGUCUGUCUGUGAUGUCUGUGUAGGCACUGGCCAACAUCGUGUUGGAGGGCCUUCAGAGAUUCGUGCAGGAUGCCGACCGUCAGCAGCUGCGGGACAUCCUCGGCAGCCGGUCGAACAGCAGACGGUCGCAUGAGUCGGAGGGCACCACCCAGGAGCAGCAGACCAGCGCCACCAGCAGCGGCAACCGACGCACGACACCGCAGCGGUCGCCGCCACCAACCACCAGGGCCAGGGAGAAGUCACCCAAUCCGAGACUCUUUGGCGGUCCCUGAUGAGCAAGAGGGAGGGUUGAGGGGUGAGGGGGGUGCGGCAGGGUGUUUUGCUGAUAUAUGUCACUAUGUUAUUUGGUUAAUGCCUGAGGGCAGGUUGGGAGGGAAAGGUGGCUCGGUUGUAUGGGCGUGCGUCCCUCUAUCGAUUGCUCUCAGAGCGAUGCUUUUGUUGGUUAUGGGGCAGGGGUGCCACACGCAUAACCACAUGCACAUCUGUGCAUCCACCCACAUCACGAUAGCACGAUAUCAUGACCGACCGACGGAUCGAUGUCGAUGUUAUUUGUCGUGUGGUGUGUCCGUCCUGUGAAGUGUUGGUGUCUUGUUUGUUGUCGUUGUUGUUGUCCGGAUCGGAUAGACAGCUCAGCUGUGAUGGAUGUGAGAGACGUGCGUCUCUUUUUGGUCACAGAUCUAUCUAGCUAGCUAGACAGACAGACAGACAGACGAGAGAAUAUUAUUGGUCAUGCAGCGUGACGAUGUGGUGUGGUGUGGUGUUGUGUGGCGUGCUGCAUGUCAGGACAGCGCACACCACCUGUUGCAUUUGUGCGGGCGGGCGCUGCGAUGAGGGGCGGGAAGGCUUUAGGAGUCAGUGGUUUUAUCGGAUGGUGGAUGUGCCAUGGCGACUCAAUUAUACCCAAGACCGCGCGAUACACUCGUA
This is a messenger RNA of Vitrella brassicaformis, 11642 nucleotides long. NCBI's taxonomy places the organism in Eukaryota, Vitrellaceae. The record is from the annotation of a GenBank genome assembly.